Messenger RNA from Perca fluviatilis (European perch), 3627 nucleotides. Its product is annotated as glutamine-rich protein 1-like. Lineage: Eukaryota; Metazoa; Chordata; Actinopteri; Perciformes; Percidae. The coding region runs from base 456 to 3056 and encodes 866 amino acids. The record is from RefSeq and is a predicted model, not a curated record. The transcript is spliced from 12 exons.
GGAACUCUUGUUAACAGAACACCCCGGCAGGCCGUCGCAAGCAGUCUGUAGAGGAGUCGCGUUGUUUUCGGGGCCUAUACUUCCGACAUUUUAUAUCUCACUGGAUAAAGUAAACACAGUGGAGGUUUUUGUAUGUGUCGUUGUGUGGUGUAGGUCGUAGCAAUACCACUCGGAAUUAAACUGGAUGCAUAAAUCUGUGCUUUUGCUGGAGCUGUGAAACUUGUUUUACUCCGAAGCGUGCCUGGAUACGUCAGACCUCGCCUGCUCGCUGCGGUUACAUUUUUAUCGCUAUCUAAACAGAAUUGUUUGCGGGAUUACACCGCCACUAUGCGCACUAUGUAGCGAAGUGAAUAGUGUGCUGGUGGUAGCUGUUAGACGUUUAUCGGCUUUUUAGUUUUAAACACCGUGCCUUGGCGGAAAGGAGAGGAUUUCGUUUUAUUUAAGGUCAAUUGAGGAUGAGUGAGCAGGGGAGUGGGGUCGUUUCCUUUGAUGAGUAUGUGCGGCAGAAGGCCCGCACUGUGCCUCAGCACAGGAUGAAGGAGUUCCUGGAGUCUCUUUCCAAGGGCCCAGAGGUGCUGCAGGAGUUCAGCCAGCAGGAAGGUGCGGCCACCACCACAGCCAUGGUGUACCAGCAGCAGGGUACCAACUGUGUCUACGCAGACAGUACAGAGGUGGCUGGCUCUCUGUUAGAGCUGGCUUGUCCGGUACAGGUGACCUCAGCAGAGAUUUCGCCUCAUCUGUCUGUGCAUCAAGAGUCUGAACAGCAGCUUCAGGUGCAGGUUCAGAUUCAGGAACAGCAGGGCCAAUCAGUUGGCCAGGUUCUUCAGGUGGCCUCCCCCUCACAGCAGGACCUGCAGGGAAUCUCAACAGCCCAUUUUGUCCAGCAGGGAGAGCUCACAGAGGAGCAGCAGCAGCAGAUUCAGGCACAGCUGGUUGCUGCUGUAGCUCGAGGACAACAAAUCCAGUUGUCAAGUGGACAACAAAUCCAGUUACAAGGAACGCAGCAUAUUCAGCUGCCAGGUGGCCAGCAAAUUCAACUUCAGGCUGGCCAACAUAUUCAGCUACAGGAUGGCCAACAUUUUCAGUUACAGGAUGGCCAACAUUUUCAGCUACAGGAUGGCCAUUUUCAGCUACAGGAUGGCCAGCAAAUUCAGCUACAGGAUGGCCAGCAAAUUCAGCUACAGGAUGGCCAGCAAAUUCAGCUACAGGAUGGCCAGCAAUUUCAGCUACAGGAUGGCCAGCAAAUUCAGCUACAGGAUGGCCAGCAAAUUCAGCUACAUGGUGGCCAGCAAUUUCGGCUACAGGGAGGCCAGCAAAUUCAGCUACAGGAUGGCCAGCAAAUUCAGCUACCAGGUGGCCAGCAAAUUCAACUACAAGGUGGCCAAAAAAUUCAGCUACCAGGUGGCCAACAAAUUCAGCUACAGAGGGGCCAACAGAUCCAGAUUCAGACCAUAGAGGCCAUGUCUCCUUCGCAGCAACAGGACUCACCCAGGGAGGCAGAGAGGAGGUCCACAACUGUCCCAACUGUUCUCCAACCUGCAAAGAAGCGCAAGAUGGAUGUCCCUCUAUCUGUGUCUUAUGCUGUUACACAGGGGCAGCAGGUGGCCACAGUUCUAACCAUCCCUCAAGGGCAGCAGCAGAGCUAUGUGUCCCUACGACCAGAUUUGCUCACUGUUGACAGCGCUCAACUGUACAGCACUACAGGAACAAUCACAGGUCCCACAGGUGAGACCUGGACCAUCCCUGUGUACUCCACUCCACAGCAGCAGGGGGUAACUCACAUUGCCAUACCACAGGACACAUACAGCACAAUGCAAGUUGCCACCACCAACGGUAAGGACAAAAUGUCCCCCAGUUCCUCAUCAAGGUCUGCAGAUGUGCAGUCGGCUGCCACUGGGACGCAGGAAGAAAUAGUACAGACCCUGUUCCCAGCACAGUUCAUGAACGGGAACAUUCACAUCCCUGUGGCAGUGCAGACUGUAGGAGGGACUUACAACGCUGCACAGUCAGUACACAUAUGGGACCCAAAUAAACAGCAGAGCCAAGGAGAAGAGGGACAAGAGCAGCAGCUCCAUCUGCAGGGUCACAUAGAGACGGAGUCUCAUGCUGAACCGCCUACAGAGAUCAUGGUUCCUGUUUGCCUGAAGCCAGAGGAAGGCCUGGAGGUCUGGCGCCUUUGGGUGAAACGAAAAAACGCGGAGCUAAACAAGCAGGAAAAGAACAAGCUUGCACCCAUAGGACGUCGUCAGCCCCUGCGUUUUCAAGAAGACUUGGUGUCCAGCGCGGUAGCUGAGCUAAACUUGGGUCUUUCCCUGAUGACGCAGGAGGCACGAGGAUCAGACGAAGAGCAAUUCACAUCCGAUGUUCUAUAUUAUGUUUUCUUGUGCAUACAAAAGUAUCUCUCCGAAAAUGGACGUGUGGACGAUAUUUUCUCUGAUCCGUAUUACACACGUUUUUGUGGAUGUUUACACAAAAUCCUGGAUGGUUGGAAACCCAGUGUCCAUCCUUUAGGUUAUGUCAUCCCAAGUCACGUAACAGAGGAGAUGCUGUGGGAGUGUAAACAACUUGGUGCACAUUCACCAGCCACAUUGCUUACAACUCUAAUGUAUUUCAACACUAAGCAUUUCCACCUAACAACACCCGAACAGCACAUGAAAGUAGCUUUCUCUAAGGUCCUAAGACACACGAGGAAGAACCCCGCUAAUGUCAAGGACAAAGCGACCAGCAUCCGCCUUCUCAAAGGGCAAGGUCCACAAAGUGCAGGACAGAAUGGCGCUCAAUACAAAACUGAUGACAUGUAUGAAGAGCAGGCGGAGGAUCCUGAGAAUCCCCUUCGCUGCCCCAUUAAACUUUAUGACUUUUAUCUCUUCAAAUGUCCUCAAAGUGUUAAGGGACGCAACGAUGCAUACUACAUGACUCCAGAGCCUGUCGUUGCACCAAACAGUCCGAUGUGGUACUCAUCUCAGCCCCUCACGAGUCAGCAAGUUGAGCACGUGCUGGCCCGCAUCAUCGUGGUCCGAGAGAUCCAGGAGAUAAUCGGCGUUGGUCCGGACUGACUGGACUCACAGAAACAUGUUCUCCAGUCACUGAUUGUUGACUAUGCAGUAUCCAUCCUGACUCUAUAAACCUCAAUUACCAUCAUCUCAAAUCAAAAGGAACCACUUCUGGAACAAUCAUUUGCUCUCUUAGGAGUGCAUCAUAAAAGCAAAGAUUUUUUUCUCACUACACAUUUUCUGUUUUCAGCUGAUGGUUUGGACUGUUCUUUCUUUUGACUACCUUUGUAAGCCAUUGCCUCUGUAACCUUUAAACUGGCAAGUAAGGGAGGCUAUAGUCUGACCGCUGCUGGAAUUUGAUUGACCUCCUGCCCUCUAGACUCUGCAAAUGUGGUACAUUUUCCUAUAAAAGUAUCAAUUUGAGGAUAUAACCCUUCAGUGCUUAACCUCACAGACCAUUUAACACAUAUUGCGUAUCUUCAAAGUCCCACUAUGAUACAUGACAUCUUAAUGGACAAUUACAGGGACUUCUUCUCACAAUUGUUUUGUAUACUGACUGCAUUUUGGAUCACAUAAUUGAUACGUUCAAAACUGAAGAACUUGUGCCUGUUUUCAAAAAUGACGUCAUUAUUUA